AUGUUUUUCCAAAAGUUUGUUCGCAAUGAUGCAACCAAGAAUGACCCUCCAGAGAUUUACAAUGUGAGGACUGUAGUGGUUAGUCUGCUUGCAUGCGGCGGUGCACUUCUGUUCGGCAUGGAUAUGGGCGUUAUGGGGGGUGUCCUGACUAUGCCUACUUUCCAAGAGCAAUACGGUCUGACCGACAAACCUGCGGCCGAAAUUGCCAACCUUUCCUCGAAUAUCGUUUCAACCAUUCAAGCUGGCGCAUUUCUUGGAUGUAUCGUUUCCAUGUGGCUGGCUAACUUUAUCGGUCGACGACUCUCUCUGAUGGCUGCGUCUCUUCUGGUAUUCGUUGGUAUCGCCAUGCAAGCUGCUGCCAGUGGCCAUCUUUCGCUUAUGUAUAUUGGGAGAUUUAUCGCCGGCAUCACCGUUGGCAUCUCUUCCACUGUCAACCCACUCUACGUGUCCGAGAAUGCUCCGCGAGGUAUCCGAGGUCUUCUUACUGGCUUCUAUCAACUCUCCAUUGUCACUGGAUUGACUCUCGCCUUUUGGAUCAAUUACGGCUGUCUUCUUCACGUCAAAGGGCAUGCACAACACAUCAUCCCACUUGCCUUACAGGCCCUUCCAGCCGUCAUCCUUUUCUUCGGCAUGAUGUUCGCUAACGAGUCACCCCGAUUCCUGGCCCAGAAGAACCCAAAUAAGGCUCUCUUAGUCCUUGCCAAGUUAAGGGGACUGCCCCAAGACCACCUUUAUGUAGUUGAAGAGAUGGAGAACAUCUCUCUUCAGCUCGAGGAAGAGCGAUCUUUGGCAGCUAACAGCUCAGGUUGGACUCUAGUCCAAGAAGCUUUCACUGUCAAAUCAUAUCGGCGACGAACGUUUCUCUGCAUCACUCUUAUGAUGUGGAGUAACCUCACGGGUACCAAUGCAAUGACUUACUACUCGCCUACAAUUUUCAAAUCUGUAGGGUUGUCGUCCUCUUCAGCUGGAUUGUUCGCCACAGGCAUUUAUGGUAUUGUUAAGAUGGUGUCCUGUGCUAUCUUCAUCUUCUUCGUGACCGACUCGCUGGGCCGACGAAAGAGUCUUCUAUGGACUGCAAUUGUGCAGGGACUGGCUUUGUUUUACGUCGGGCUUUAUGUCCGAUUUGAUCCUCCCGGUACAGAUUCACCCGUUGGGCCUGCUGGUUAUGUCGCUAUCGUGGCCAUUUACAUCUUUGCGGCAGUCUAUCAGUUUGGCUGGGGCCCUGUGGUCUGGACAUACUGUUCCGAAAUCCCUGCUGCCCGCAUGCGCGCACUCCAGAUGGGUAUGGCGACCGCUAGUCAAUGGUUGUUCAACUUUGUUGUCGCCAAAAGUACGCCAAGCAUGUUUGCCACACUUGGCCGUGGCGGGUUUGGUACUUACUUCAUAUAUGGUUCAUUUUGCUUUGCUAUGGUUGUGUUUGCUUGGGUCUUUGUCCCAGAAACCAAAGGACUUGCUCUGGAGGACAUGGAUGAACUCUUUUCGCAGGAUAACGUACGAGCCCCUUUUGUACCCUCUCGGCUAUCUCGCGUCGAUGCCGUGCGUGUCGCGAAGGAAGAUAUUGAUCCCAGGGUUGAACAUGUUGAUAAAGCUUGA
Molecule: messenger RNA, 1593 nt
Organism: Fusarium sp. VM40
Lineage: Eukaryota; Fungi; Ascomycota; Sordariomycetes; Hypocreales; Nectriaceae
Source: the annotation of a GenBank genome assembly